GAAACGGUCAAUCUCGCUUUGCAAGAUACGAGGUCUCGGUUUUGUUGGAUCCUCGCUACGGAAAAUCAUCCCUGUCCACGGUAAAGCAGAUCUCAAACCCCCGUCCUCAUCUGCAAGCCAUGCAUCAACUGCUGGCUGCAUCGUUGGCAGCAAUUGCAAAGCCAAGACAAAAGAAAAAAAGAAAAAAAAGACAAUAAUAAAUGCAAGGGGUCCAGGGUUGAAUUCAGUCUACUAAUAAGUUAAAAGCAAAAGAAAACGGAAACUGCCGACGACUACUUUCAUAUCCCCGGCUUGUCUAAAUCCAUGUCCUCGUUCAUUUAACUCCUACCGUAUCCUUUGCCACUUUUGAACUUCUUAACCUUUUAGUUCUUUGCCACAAACAUCUCGUCGUUUUUGCUUCGUGCAAAAAUCCGCUAUAAGCAAUGUUGGGGCAGCUCCACAAUACACGGCUCGACGUCAACCUUCUCUGUGACUGUCUGGAUGGCGCCCAGCCUACCCCAUUGUCCAAGCUGCAUCGGCAUACACACGCUUACGAUGACAUCUUGGCUGUGUCGCCCUACGCCCAUUUGGUCAGCGACGGCCACUUUUUAGAUCCGGGUCACGUCGCCAUGGAAUACGGUUCAAUGCCUUGUUUGCCGGACUAUGCUUUACGGUACCAAUCUACAGGCGGGCUCCACGCCCUGUCCCCCGCAAUUGCGCAUGGCGGUCAUUGCAACCACCUCGACUGCCGCCAACGAACGCCUCCGAAUAGCUCGAAUGUGGCGUGCUCCUUUGCGCCAGAAAGCAUGUCCUCAUCUCCUUUCCACCAACUUCGGUCCUUUUCGUCCCCGGACCAAGAGAAUGCUCGUCUGGCGAUGACAUUUUCCGGUUCUUCUGAGACGCAGACCAACGUGGGCGCCUUUUUUCCAACUCUUGACCCACUCUUUAGCAGUACGGUUGAUGGCUCUGUGUCAGAUGGAGGUUACCACUGCCUCGACGGCGCUUUUGUUUCCCCUCCAUCUCUGAGCCCCGAUCCGUCACUGUUGCCGCUUCCAUUUAGUACCUUUCCCAGAGUAGUUCAUGUACCGAAUGAUUUGGAUUCAUCUUCGGGUAUGUUCUCCCUCGGCGAGUCUCCACGCGAUAACCAAUCAUCGUUUCCCUACCCAUCGAGCUGUAGUCAGCCAUCGCAAUCGGGACAUGAUGAGAAUCCUUGGCUCUCUCCGGUCACAGCCGGGCUCGCUACUGCUCCCGACGAAGCUGGCAUCAGUUUGCCUUUGGCAUCCGUCUCGCCUCCCAUAACCCCUGCCACUGUUUCGCCAUCGUUGAUUAGACGUCCAAACCACGCAUCACGUUCACCCAAGGAAUGUCGCUCUCCCUUGCAGAAUUUUCCAGAGAUGGUGUCGCCAGUCCAGAAUCUCAAACUCGGUCGAAGGCGACGAAGAGUAACUCCCUCAUCACCACAGACCGAUGUGGAAGAAGUCAAAGGAUUCCCAUGCCCUCACUGCCCUGCCGUAUUUACACAGCGCUCGCAGCUGAGAAAUCAUUCCUCGGCACAUUCUGGAAAGCCCUGGGAAUGCUCGUAUUGUCCCCAGCGAUUCAGCAGAAAAUACGAGAAAGUCCGCCAUGAGAGGUCAAAGCACCUUCAUAUCAAGCCGUACGCGUGCGACAUCUGCAACAAGCGCUUCAGCAGGACUGAUGCUCUGGCCAGACACAUGCUCGUUGAACAACGAGCUGUAAUCAAGCGCGGUGGCUCGGAUGAAGACGACGAAGCCGUAUUUUCCAAAGAGGAUUCGGAUGGUUAAUCAGUUUAGACUUUUCUUGGAGAGAACUUGCGCUUCAAAGCGUUUGUUUAGAUUGGCAGGAUUACACGUGUAAAUUAUAGAAUGCAUCCUUUAAGCACG
Messenger RNA from Spizellomyces punctatus DAOM BR117, 1880 nucleotides. RefSeq lists its product as uncharacterized. The transcript has 3 exons. NCBI's taxonomy places the organism in Eukaryota, Fungi, Chytridiomycota, Chytridiomycetes, Spizellomycetales, Spizellomycetaceae. The record is from RefSeq and is a predicted model, not a curated record. The coding region runs from base 423 to 1781 and encodes 452 amino acids.